Messenger RNA from Fusarium coffeatum, 1791 nucleotides. RefSeq lists its product as uncharacterized. The transcript has a single exon. The record is from RefSeq and is a predicted model, not a curated record. Lineage: Eukaryota; Fungi; Ascomycota; Sordariomycetes; Hypocreales; Nectriaceae. The coding region runs from base 1 to 1791 and encodes 596 amino acids.
AUGAACGAACAGAAUCUUCAAUUGGCCCUGAGAUGGAUCAAAAGCUGUAAUCGUUCACAUCCAAAGUGCAAGGCUUUCCGACAUCAAAUGACUGGAUGGCGACCAACAAGACUCAUCUAUGUUGGGCCACAGCCUGAUCAGUCCAAGCUUGUAAUUUCGAGUGACAAAGCCAGAUCGGUACCCUAUGUCGCAGUAAGCUAUUGUUGGGGACCUGCAAAUAGUGUCACUCUUUCCCAGGAAAACAUCAGCGACUUCCAGAAACAAAUUCCCUGGCAGUACCUGCCCGCCACCAUUCAGAGCGCAAUAGCUACUACGAAAGAUCUUGGCUACCAAUACUUAUGGGUAGAUUCUCUUUGCAUUAUUCAGAACUCUAAGGAUGACUGGGCUCACGAGUCAUCAAGGAUGGGCGAUAUCUACGGGAUGGCAGACAUCACGCUCGCCGCUGCUGGAGGAUCCAGUGUCCAAGAUCCCAUGUUCUACCGCAGAGACCCGCGAGCCGUUCGACCGUGUGUGGCAAAUAUCAUGCCAAAUUACCGAUACACCAAGCUCAGCUACCCAUGGGCCAUAUAUCCCCACCAAGCAGAACGGAUGCUGGACAGCACUAUUAACCAGAGUCCUCUUAGUCGUCGUGCAUGGGCUCUACAGGAGCUUCUCUUAUCACCGCGGUCUUUAAUACUUGGUUCGAAACAAAUGGUUUGGUCUUGUGCAACUACAGAAGCAAGUGAGGGGUUUCCAUUAGGAUUGGAUCCUAAGUUCAGUACUCCAUUGGCCGAAGAUUCGAGUCUGUCGCAACUUCGCCAAAGACUGAUGAGGAUGUCAAUUCCAGACGAGCCUCCGUCUAGAUUUUGGAACGACUUCAUCAGCAAAUAUACACGAUGUCGCUUGUCAGUAGGUUCCGAUACCCUAGUCGCUCUGCAGGGCUUAGUGGGGAGGAUCAUGAUGAUGGUCGACAUGAGACGUCAGUCAAAUCCAGACGAACCAGGAGCGAACUAUGUUGCUGGUCUUUGGCACGACCGACACUUCCAGCAAAGCCUACUCUGGCGACCCAAGGUCGGCUCAACUCGUAGUAGACCAGAAGCCUAUAGAGCUCCAUCUUGGAGCUGGGCGUCAAUAGAUGGCGACAUUGACUUCUUUGAGCAGUAUGUCCCUUGGCUUUGGAACAAGAUGGAGAUUGAGUUUGCAACAGUUAUUGAUGUUAAUGUUGAAGCCGCGGCUAUCCACUCAUCUUCAGCGACUGGAGCAGUCACUUCUGGCUAUAUCGAUAUAAAGUGUCAUGUUCGUUCAUGCAUGUUGCUAAAAGCUGGGCCGGGACUCGACGGGUCCAAAGCCUAUGAACAGGACGAAGCGCUGGUUGUAUCAUCGGAGGAAUUCCACAGACUGUCCGAAAACACACCCCUUCAAGACUUCUGUGCAGGAACCACGAUAAAUGAGCUUGCACAUCGAUUUGCGAACUCAUGUAUCAUCGAUAUGCCAGAAGAAAUACCAGAUUCAAAAUGGACAGAGGUCUAUUGCAUACCUCUCCAGCUGGGGCAGUGCCAGACCGAUCGUUACGAACAAUCAGUUUGGGAAAGCUACGAAGGCUUGGUUGUUGUUCCGGUUCAUAGCGGCGCGUGCACAAACUAUAAGCGCAAUCUUUCGCACACUGAAAGCCCGGACCUGACAAAAAUAUUCCGUCGGAUUGGCACGUUUCGUUUUGAUCUACACGAAGGAAACCGGGCAUCGAGACGAGGCGAACUUUUGGGCACUGGUAGCGACCUACAAGAAAGGAGAGAGCUAAUUCGCAUAAUCUAA